Messenger RNA from Trichogramma pretiosum, 5941 nucleotides. RefSeq lists its product as uncharacterized. Bases 942 to 3011 code for a protein of 689 amino acids. The record is from RefSeq and is a predicted model, not a curated record. The transcript has 9 exons. Lineage: Eukaryota; Metazoa; Arthropoda; Insecta; Hymenoptera; Trichogrammatidae.
CUACUCGGCGCAACCAACAGGUGAGAGCAGCAGCGAGAGACACUCCCUGGAUUUUCGAUGCUGCUGCUGUUGCUCCGUCGUAUAAUGCACGCGAGCACUCCGGGGCGAUAAUCAGUUGUACGCCGUUGUGUGCAGACGUCGUCGUUAUCGCGCUGGUCGCAAGCACGAGACAGAGAGAGACAGAGAGUAGUAGGAAAGUCGAGGCCUCUCGGCGGACGAGCUUGCACAAGGGAGCGAGCUUUUUUUCUCUCAGUCAAUUCGCGCGCGAUGCCAGGCGCGGAACUUUCGAGUUGUCCUCGGCUAUCCUCGAGAUCAUCGAGUGUACUGCGAUCAUUUUACUGCUACGACUACCACUUGUGACAAUGCGAACUGCGAGAGUGAGAUGGUAGCCGUGUAAGUGGCAAAAUCCGAGUAACAACAACAACAACGAUAACAAAAACUCGGUGAAGGUGAGCCCGAAGCAACGCAAGCUCCGAUGAAAAUAGUGAAGUGUGCACCAUGAAGAAACGCAAAGUCGACUACCGUUUUAACGCGCGUCGCAGGGAUCUUGAAAAUUGAAAACAAAGAGUAGCUCUUGACGACGCGACGAUGAAGUGCCACCCGUGAGGAGCGAGGAAUCGUCAGAAUUCGUGAGUCGAGUGUAAAUAUAAUCGCAUUGGGCAAAGAAGAAGAACAGUACGUUUGAUCGCUAGAAUCAGCUCUUUCCAAUCGUCCUUCGUCGGUUUUGUAAACACAUUCGAUUUCGCCGAUCUCCCAUAAGCCAUAAUCAAAACGUAGCUGAUCGAGAGUCGUCGGCUGCGAAAGCUCCGACAGAAAAAAAGUACAACAAUGAAGAGAUUCACCAAAGUGCAAGAUAAUACACGCAGAUAAUACGAUGGUCUCGCGGUCGAGAAUAGCAGCAGCGGCAGCAACACGUGCUUGAAAGAAUCCAGGACCGCAGAAUGCCCCAGGGCAGUCUCCAAUGGCAGGGUACGCAAAGACGGACUUACGCGCCCGGAGCGAAUUGGAAUGUUCAGGUAGUCAGAGGUAAAGUAACGACGCGCUGCCUGUGGCACGCCUGCAAGGCCCUCGGCAUCGGAUUACUGCUCAUGAUUUUGGGCGCCUGCAUGGCCACGAUAGGCUAUUACGCGGAUCAAUUGUCAGUGGCGCAAGAAGUACGUGGCAACUUGACAGUGAGAGUGAAAAACGAGUCGAAAGGCUUUCACCUGAACAAUUUGAGCUACGCUGGACCAAUUGUCAUGGGCGUCGGAGGCUUCAUCGUGGUGGCCGCGUGCGUGAUGACUUUCGAGGCGCGCGACAGCGCAGCCAAGGUCGUGCCGGCGCGCUUUCGCUUCAAUCAUCAGCAGUCGACGACGCAGCACCACCAGCUCACUCGGGGCGCCAAGAGCCAGCGCAGCCGCAAGUCCACCUCGAGCCAGACCAGCAAGUGGGACCAGCAGCUGGGCCUGUUCCGGGUGAAUCGCAGCCCCAGUCCGAGUCUGCGUGACUCGGGCGUCGGCGGCGCCGGCGGUAGCGGAGGCGGCACGCAGCAACAACAGCAGCAUAGAAGGCAACAGCUCACCGCCGAGUUCGUCCAGUUCUCGAAGGAACUGCAGGGCAAGGGCGUGGCGAGUCCGAUCAAGAAGAGCCCGAGCGCGCCGAGCCUCGUGCCGGCCGAGAAGAAGACGUCGCCGCGCAGCAGGACGCCGAAAUUCGGCGGCCAUCAGGGCUGCGCGCUGCUGAAUCCCGAGCUGCUCAAGAGACACGCCGUGUCCGUGGAUAAUCCGAGCUACAAUCCUCAUCAGAUGAGUCGAGAACACUCGGAGCAUCAGCGACUGAACGGCAGUCAGGCCUCGAUGGCGAUGGACCUGCACCUGCCCAACAAGGGCCCCGUCACGCUGAAGAUCAAGGAUCGCUCGGACACGGCGCGACGUCAUCAGCUGUCGCGACAGACGAAGAUCGAGGACGCCGAGGAUCUUGAGGAGGCCAGAAGGACCGCCGCGGCAAUUCGGUCCUACUCGCCGAAACUUCCCGAAAACUUGGGCAGCAUAAGGUAUCCCGACGAUUUCGUGCCGCGGCGCAAAAAUUCCAUAGACCUGAGGAUACUGCAGGACCUGCCGCUCAAGGAGAUGGCGAUGAAAACGUCGCCCAAGGACUUUCGGAAAAUUUCAUCGCCCAACUUCCGCAAAAUGUCGCUCGAUAAAUUGGCGGCUGGUGGUAGCGGCGCUACAGCAGCUGACCGCAGGUCGAUGAUGGGCUCCCGCAAGGCGAGCUUGGAAUUUCGGCGCAGUCCCGACUUUCGACGAUCCGACUACAGAAAGUACUCGAUCGAGCGCUUCACGGCCGACUGCGCCAAGUACCUGGUCGACGAGCUUCAGGGCAGCAGAGCUGCUGCUCCUCGGGCCAGCAGCGGUGAGAACCUCCUGCAGCAGCAGCAACAGCUACAACAACAGCAGCAACAGCAACAGCAACAGCAACAACAACAGCGAGGCCGAUCACGUCAUCCGAAACUCUAUCAUUCGCGCUCGGAUGACAACAGGCGGCGAUCGUUCGACCGACAUCGCGGCGACUCUCUGGCGAGCCGUUAUUCCCUGAACACGCAGGUCGUCAUCGAGGACCGACCGCUGGACAGGUACGAGCUCAAGUACUUCUCGUCCACGGCGGCGACCUCGCUCGACACCGAGGAGACCUACAGCCGUGGCGACGCCAACUCCGACGGCGGCUCGAGCCACAACAACGACGAGCGGGUCCUGUCAGCCAGCGCGCUCUCCGACACCUGCUGCGACCCGGACGCUUUACUGGAAGAACCCGAGCUGGAGAAUCUACCCGACGACGACGACGACGACGAUGGGAACGAGGGAUCGUCGGCAGCGGCCGAGUCGACGACCGCUGGAACGACGACAGUCGUCGUGGUCGACAUCGAGAGGCACGUCGAGGAGCGGGAGGAUAUUCAGAAGCCAUCGACGAGCAGCGGCGGCGGAGGUAACGAGACGGCGAUCGAUAUGGGCGAGUACGACGUUUAUAGUACGUAGAUAAGACGAUGAUGUUGUAAAUUUCGUUUUGACUGAUAUGAUGUAUCUCGAGCGUUGACAUUUUUUACGACUUUUUUAUAUAUCUAUGAUACUCUUUCGUUAUCGGUUCGUUAUUAAUAUUACAAUAACGUUGCAUAGCUAAGCGAAUUGCAAUGUGAAGAGCUUAAAAUAUAUGAAACACACACACACAGUCGAGUCCGCGACGAUAUCCGUGCACUGCACUAUUAUUUAUAACAAAAGCGGAUACGUAAUGUUUGAUCGCGCAUAUGUACGCUCGAAAUGGGUCAUAGACCAUGUGAGACGUAUAAUUCACAACGCGAGCUGCACUCGAGAGCUGUCGCCCUCCUCCACGGCACGCAUCAAUUAAGCGUUAAGGUUACUCCGUGUAAACGAAUCGUUUUCGAGGAUGUGCGUGUAAUAUUAAAUUAUUGUGUACAGCGAUUGUAGAUUUGUAACGCGAAGUGAUUGAAAUUAAAUGAGUUUACGGCUCUGUACAAACUAAAGUCUAUAACGUAGUGUUAUAUAAAUACAUUAUAUUAUAUAUUCGAUAAUAAUGAUCUGAAGAAACAUAGAAAAAAAAAUGAAUAAAACACGAGUUAAUUAUUUAUGUAAACGUAGCUUUUAUCUAUUAUAUCUGAGCAAUUCUCUCGAAUACACACUCAAACUGUCCACGAAUUUCCGAUAAGCUUUUUUCGGUGCGCGCGAAUAUUUCGCGGGUAUAUAUAUAAAAAAAAAGUCACGUCGAACGCAGCGACGCGCUUUUGCACUAUACGCAGCUCUCGCUCAAUAUUCUAUACUCGUAUUGUACCGCGCUGAAAAUUGACUAUAACAUUCGAAUUGCGUUUCAAAUCGAGACAAUCAAUGAAGAAAACUACUCUUUUUCCCUCCCUCAAAAAACGUACACGCUCUUUGUCUGUAAGUAUAUUGCGAAAGAGGAAAAUAUGCAAUAUGUUCCUCUUACGAUAUAGGGCUCGCUCGUAUAGCUUGAUUUUAUAACGAAGGAGUAAAGAAAAGGAUCGAAAGGAAGCUGUGUAUCUUCUGUACUCUAUCUUCUUCCAAACUAUGGCCUAUAAUUUCGUGAAGCAACAUUUUGCCUUUUUCUAGUUAAUACGCUAUACGUACGGUCGUUCGAUUCGAUCAGCGACGAAACGACGCUCUAUACAAUGAACUCAGCGAUAUAAAUUUUUACCCUUUGCUAAUGUAGUUAUCUAUCGAUUUUAUGGAACCUAUCAGUGAAUAAUCGAAUGAUUCUCAUCGAAUAAUUCCUCUAUACACAUAGAUUAAAAUAUAAAAUAUUUUGUAAUAGGCGUUCUUUUUGUAAUUGGUAAAAAUCCACUUUACCAUUAACAAAAAAAAUCUUGAACUGGUUUUUAUUGACUAUCUUAAUGGUUUUUUUUUCAUUGUAUUACGAGAAAAGAAUCGUUUUUAAAAUAUUUUUAUAACUUCUCGGUCGUUCGAAACGACGCCGAUGCCAAUUAUGGGAAAUGUCAAUGAUUUUACUAUUCUGUAUGAAAAUAUUUCAUCUCGAAUCAAUUGUUUAAUAAUAAUGUGCUAUUGUAUAAUUCGAUUAAAAAUCGAAUGAUCGUUGAUAUAUAGUUAUUUUUGAGAUCAUAUAAAGUGUAAAAUAAAAUAAGAAUUAUCAGUGGCUGAUAAAUUGCAGUUUUUUUAAAGUAUAGUGAUACUCGUUCACGAAAAUAAAAAAAAUAUUAUAUUAUAGUACACUGAGAAUUACUGAAAUAAAAAAGUAUCUUAUAAGAAAAAAAUCUAGACAGUUAUAAUACUUGAUGUAUUUAUACGAAACGAGCUAUGUGACUAUACAUACCAUAAAAUAAACAAAAAAUAAAAGCCACGUGCGUAACAAUAAAUAGCGAAUAAACAAGAAAUUUGUAUUGUUGAAUUUUUUUGUUGAUAAUCAUGUCGAGUCCCCCCCCCGAGAAAAUAAUGCGUUCGAGCAAGUAUAUUUUGAAUGAUUGCGUAUUUUUUUACUAAAACAACUUGAAGCGUGAGGCUUUGCGAGCAAAGCUGAGGGUUUUAAUCUUUAAAUUUUCUCGUUUUUAAAAAACCGAAUGAAAUAAAAGAUCUAUGAUAAAUAAAAACACUCACAUAAUAAUUAACUGUUAAUUAAUCUAUUACUGUAAAUUAGAUGAAAAUGAAGAUGUGUGGACAAAAUUCCGAAUAUUGACUUUUGGACUUGUUCGUCUGUUAUUUCAUACUUGUUGCUUUACUCAAAUAAUUAACGGCGAGGUUUUGAUUAUUUUUAUAAAACUAAAGAAAAAGGAAUAAAUUAGAUUUGAAUACCACAAAAAGUAAUGAUUUUGUAAACGUCGCUUCCGCGCGCAAUGAAAAAUUUUUUAUACAAUGUUGUUGAGUUGAACAAAAAGUAUAACAGUUAAAAUUCAUUUGAAUGAAUAAAAAUAUAAGCAUAAAAAAAACAUGAAAUGUUUAGAUUUCUAAAAAUACCUUUGACGUUUUUUGUACGUAUAAUUAAUGGUUUAAAAUUUAAAAAAAAAAAAAUGAAUAAAACUCGAUGAAGCAAAACCAUCACCAAUCUGUGAUCUAAUAUUGUAUAAUUGGUAAUAGAAAGCUAUAUGAAGUAUUUGACGCCGAGAGCGGUGCAGCUGUCAAAUGUUUGAUUCUCAAGCUAUCGCGCGCGGAUAUCGUCGAAUAUCAUAUGGCGUCGUAUUUUAUCGAUGUAGGAUAGUAGAGAAGCGAAGUACUUGAGAAUUGCACACGUUCACGAGCUGAAUAGAACACGAGCAAUGUUAUAGAAAGCAUAAAAAUAAAUGCAUACAAUUAUAUAUAAUACAAGAUUCUAUGUUAUGUAUAUAAGUCAUGAAAAAUCAUUGUAACCUUUGCAUGCUAAUUGUUGUGACAUAUCAAUAAAAAAGAAAAAAAAAUUUGUCGAUGUAAAGAGUUUACUGUUUGUAAUC